UGUAGUUAGAGUAGAGUAUAAAAAAGCUGAAGAUUAUAAUUUUACAUCCAUUAGCUUAGAUUAUUAUUUACGUGAUAAGUCUAAUACAGUACAUUUUAUGUAAAGAAGAAAAAUCUGUGUUUUGUCUAAUAUAUAGUUUACUUACGUUUAUUCACAAUUAAGAAUUUUGACGAGUGCGCGAGUGGAAAGUAGUAGAACACUGGACAGCCGCAGUUGGUCGCAGUCCACACCCGCAGAUCGCAGUGAAUUUAUAGACACAGUUUAAGACUAAGGAACAGUAGUUCGCUUAAAUAUUUGCUAGUCAUAUUAAUCAGCUGUGUUCAAUAUAAUGUCGCAUUUACUUACGAAAAGCGGUUUAUCACAGGAUGAGAAACUCCUAAUGCCAUUCACAUAUAUCCAACAAGUGCCAGGAAAGCAGAUAAGAGCUAAAUUAACUGUAGCCUUUAAUUAUUGGCUUCGGGUGAGUGAUGAAAAGUUAAAGGCUGUUGGAGAGAUUGUUCAAAUGCUGCACAACUCCAGUUUACUUUUGGAUGACAUAGAAGACAAUUCAAUUCUGAGGCGAGGCAUUCCAGUAGCACAUUCUAUAUACGGAGUGGCUAGUACAAUUAACGCAGCCAAUUAUGUUAUGAUAGUUGCACUUGACAAGACAUUGAAAUUAGGGCACCCUUUGGCAACUACGGUAUACACUGAACAGUUACUAGAACUACAUCGUGGUCAAGGUAUGGAGAUUUACUGGAGAGAUAAUUUUCAGUGCCCUUCUGAGGACGAAUAUAAAGAGAUGACUAUGAAAAAGACGGGAGGUCUAUUUAUGCUGGCCAUUCGAUUGAUGCAGCUCUUCUCCGAGAACAAGUCGGACUUCAGCCGACUCUCAUCUAUCCUUGGCCUUUACUUUCAGAUUAGAGAUGAUUACUGUAAUCUCUGUUUGCAAGAGUACUCCGAGAAUAAAAGCUACUGUGAAGAUCUGACGGAAGGCAAAUUCAGUUUUCCGGUCAUUCACGCGAUCCGAAACCAGGAAGGCGACAAUCAAGUAUUGCACAUUCUCCGUCAACGCACCCGUGACGUGGAAGUGAAGCGGUACUGCAUCAAACUGCUGGAGAAAUGUGGUAGCUUCCAGCAUACCAGAGAUACCCUUAUUGCGCUGGACCGAGAAGCAAGGGCUGAGGUGGCCCGUUUGGGAGGAAACCCGCAUUUAGAAGAACUACUCGAUGAGCUUCUAAGUUGGCAGUCAAACAAAAAAUAGAAAAUAUGUGUAACACAGCAACCAAAUUGUUAACAAUUGAAGGUAAAUCAAUUUUAUUUAGGCAAAUUUAGAUUUGCUAGCAGUUGCUUAAAUUUUUUAUAGUCUUAGAUUUUGACGAAAAAAUAUAUAAUGAUGAUAAGAAAAUGGAACCGCGCAAUUCAUCAAAAUAAAAAUUGCGAAAGACAUGAAAAUUGUGUUUGUGUAUAAGUUUUUGCAAUACAUAUUUGAAAUUAUUUUUUGUAAUAAAAAUUUCACGAUCUUUCACAGCACAAACGAACGAACAAUAAUAAAUAAUUGCUUAAAGAAAAUUAACAUUAAUUUUUUUAUUGCAAUUUGUUUUGACAACUUAAGUAUUCGGUUUUGACAACCGUUUCGUUCUGUCUUUUCAAUAUUUUCGUUAUUUUAGAGACAAAUUAAGACUUAAAAAAUGUGUAUUUUUAAUUCUUAGUAAAAUUAUGAUAGUUGUUUUUUAAUGACUGAAAUCGCAAAUAUUCUCAAGUUGACGAGCUUAAUGUGAGAAUAACGGAGCGUUUAUAUAGAACUCGGAAAAAGCAGGUUCCAUAAGAUCUACUAACGAAUGUAAUGUUAAGUUCGUUAUCAAUAAAUUAUUUACUUAAUAAGUACUUAAAAUACUUUUGUCAUUAACUACUAGUUUACAUAAUAUACUAGUCACGAGAAAGUUGCUUUAGCAUACAUUCCGUUAAUUUUAACCUAAAAUUUAAUUGUUAAAACAAAAACUAAGCGCCAAUAGUAGUGUACUCUGACACUUCAAUAGCGUUUCCGACUUUUAAUCUUUAGUUAAUGUAAUCGUUUUUAUAUUGUAUCUUUGUCUUUCGUUUUUGACACAAAUUGAGUCGAUUAUAAUCCCUUACAGAGUACAGGCCCUGCUUUCCUAUUAAUGUCUCAGUGUACUGAAAUAUUCUAAGUGUCUUAAUAUGGACCUCUAAUAGUGCCUAAAAGAAAUUCUGAUUCUACCUUUAAGAUGAACUUACCUUUUUGACUUGGCGGCAAAAUACUAUAAAAAAUUAAUUUCGGAUCAAAUAAAUAAAUAGUAUUUUCGUUUCAUUUGACUUUGAUUACAUAUUUUCAACUAGUGAAGUUUCAUAAUUGUUUACAGUUUAUAAAUUGUCAUGUUUGUCUUACAAAAGAUAAUUAAUUACGGUGCCUAACGUAACGCCGUUAUAACGAUUAUAAUAGGGGUAGAAUUUAGUGCGAAUAUGACUUUUACUAGCCAUGAACGCGUUUACCUUAAGACUACCUAAAAUUAAGAAUGGAUUAGACAUUUUUUUUAAUAAAGCGUGAAUUGUGAAUCUCUAAAAUCUUAAAGUACUAAAAUUUUGUUACCUAUUUUAAUUUUGGUUUUUAUUAUCAGGCCACAUCGUGUUUGUUUUAAGCAGCAGUAUUAUGCGGUUUUUAUAAUUUUGUUUUUAACGCAUAAUACAUAUAGUGUCGUACGAUAAAUUUCCUUAAAUAAAAUGAAUUUAAGUACAUUAAUCUAGAUGGUAGAAACUAGUACUUAGUUAUCUAUGGCAUUUAUAAGCUUGAUGGAAAAUUUUGAUUAAUUAAGUGUACGUGCUCUAACGUGCGGUGCGUUACCAUGGUAACACAAUCGGCCGCCAUUUUGGAAUAAUUUGUUCAAGCUGUACCAAAGACAGAUUUUUAAAGAUUGUUAUUUCUCUUGGGCUUAUUUUUAAUACGUGCAAUUAUAGAUAAUGGUAGUUCAUAAUAAUAGUUUUAACUAUGUUUACUGUUAUUUUUAAAUUUAAUACAGUUUUUUUCACACCACUGUAUAUUUGUUUUAUAUAUUAUAAAAACACAGGAGCAUUACACAACAAUUAAUUUUGAAAUAUUUGUUAUGUAUGUAAAAUUUCUUAAAAAUAUUUUACAUACAAAACUGGAUUAGUAACAAUUAUUAACAGACAUUUACUCGUCAUACUUGAAAUUCAUACUAAAUGUUCUAAGCUAAAAGUAUGAGAUUGACUUGAAGUAUGAGAAGUUUUAAUAAAAAAACUAUUGUUAUUAUAUAAAUUAUUAGAUUAAAUCGCUCAAAAUUGAUAAUAACUGUUUCUUUUAUCAUAUAUUUUAAGAUAUUUAAAGCUGUGUGAUUACCUAUACAAGGCAAAUUACCAAUAUUAUAUAUGUUAUCUCAUACGCUAUUAUUUAAAGCGUAUUUAUUAUACUAACUCGACGUUCAAAUUUAUUUUAAUAUUAGGCUUAAUAAUUAGCCUAAAUAUUAAUGUAAAUAAUUGAAUAAAUCGCAUUUAUAUCCGUAAAAACGUUUAUAUAAUCGCGUAUGAGACACGCGAUGUAGCAUAUUUUCCUGCGUAUGAAAUAGAAUAAAAAAAACCUUGAAAAGGAAAAUGUUGCUUUUAGAUAAUGUUAAUUAUUAUUGCUUAGCAAAAUUAAAUUGCUUUGUUUUUGUUGUAUUUAACAGUUUAAAAAUGCUUUUACUUAAUACUGACAGAUGUCAUAAUGACAAUAAAAAAGUGUGUAUCUUAGUAAUUCAAUUAAAUGAUAUGCUAGUGAAA
Molecule: messenger RNA, 3768 nt
Organism: Pieris napi
Lineage: Eukaryota; Metazoa; Arthropoda; Insecta; Lepidoptera; Pieridae
Gene: qm
Product: geranylgeranyl pyrophosphate synthase
Exons: 8
Coding region: 329-1240 (303 amino acids)
Biological process (GO): isoprenoid biosynthetic process
Molecular function (GO): prenyltransferase activity
Source: RefSeq, a predicted model, not a curated record